This is a messenger RNA of Acyrthosiphon pisum (pea aphid), 1008 nucleotides long. RefSeq lists its product as uncharacterized. NCBI's taxonomy places the organism in Eukaryota, Metazoa, Arthropoda, Insecta, Hemiptera, Aphididae. The record is from RefSeq and is marked predicted.
AUUAACCACGAGGACGAUAAUUAUUAAUUUUGCCCGAUGAACAUAGUCGUGCUUGUACGCACAGGUCACGAAUUAAGUUAAUCCACAAUAUCAUUGAGAUCUUAGUUGGCGACUGGUGUAUUACGCACAAUCAUGUCCUUAUUUAUACUAAACCAUGAAACGAAUUUUGAGCACAUAAUUGGUGUGCUGUUCAACAAUUGGACCGCACUCAAAUUGGCUAUUGAACAUGGCAUGGGUGGAUCGUCUGAAGUCAUGCAAUUCAAAAUAAGUGAUCUAAUAAAGAACAUACACGAGUGUCUUCGAAAGUCUGGUGACAACAUGUGUUGGACGAGUAUAUCUGAUAUUAUUGAAGACGUGAUGGAUGUUGGGUUUGAUGUUGUACUUGAAGAUGCUUCUGCUGAUGAUUUAAGUAAACAUAUUUGUAAUCUCUACUCUGAUUGGAACCAGUCGUUAGAUGGCCGAACAAAAGUUAUAGAUGAACUCAGAAGUUUACCUACAAUAAUUCCUAUUCAAAUUGUACCAGUUAGACCAAUACGUGAAAAACAAAAGAAAGAUGAUUCAUCGUCUAGUGAAGAGUCUGAAGCCUGUGAUGAUGGAUGGACAGUGGUGAAACAUAAAUAAAACUUACCAGCAAUAUGUUUUACUUUUUUUUGUUUAUGAAAUAAUAAUGAAUUUUAUUAGGUAAUGGGCUGUUGUAAUGUGCUGUUAUUUAUAACAAAACAUUUAAUUUUCAUAUGAGUAUACUAACUAUAGUGUUUAUAAACUCUUUUAUGUUAUAAUUCCUAACUAUAUAAAUGUAUAUUAUUAAUAUUUAGUAAUUUUUCUUGUACAAUUAUGAUUGAAAAUUAGAUAAAAAAAAUUUUUAAAUUCAUAAUUUAUAACCUGAUAAAUUAUGAUGUUAACUUGUCUUUUUUUGAUAGACAUUUUAACAUAAUAUACAGAUUACAGAAUGUCACAAUAUUUGUCACUGUCAAAUGGUAAUACAAAUAUUAUUUUAUUAUUGAAAAA